AACUCAAACACAAAAUGGUAUUCUGGCAAAAAAAACCCAACAUUACUCUCCCAUUAUAACUAUUUAUUUCUCUUUAGCAAUAUGUUCUUAAAGAUGAUACUAUUGCUAGUCAUAUUUACAUUUAGUACCUAUAAUCUAUCAUUAGCCUCAGACCCUGAUCCAGUUACAGACUACUGCAUACCUGAGGUUGCAUCUUCAUCUUCUCCUCUUCAACAAUGCAAGAACUCUUCAUCUGUUAACGUUGAAGAUUUCGUAUUCAACGGAAUAAAGGAUAGUGGGUCCCUCAAGAAAACUGGGUUUUCAGCCUAUUCUGUCAACUCUACUGUCUUCCCCAGCCUCAACACAUUGGGAAUGUCGUUUGUGAGAGCUGAUUUUGAUGUCGGAGGAGUGAAUGUUCCUCAUUACCAUCCGAGAGCAACCGAGGUGGUGUACGUGUUGGAGGGGGAAGUUUAUUCGGGUUUUGUCGAUACUCAAAAUCGAGUUCUAGCCAAGGUGAUAAAGAAGGGUGAGGUUAUGGUGUUUCCAAAAGGUCUGGUGCAUUUUCAGAUGAAUGUUGGGAAGAGGCAAGCUACAUUAUUGGGGAGUUUUAAUAGUCAGAGUCCGGGAACUGUUAGGAUUGCCAACGCAAUUUUUGGGUCUGAGAUCGAUGAAGGUCUGUUGAAGAAGGCUUUUGGAAUGGAUUCUAAGGAGAUCAAGAAGAUGAGGAAGAGAUUCAAUGCUGAUGAGUUAAACUAGAGAUCAUGUUUUAUUUCAUUGUUUUUUUUCUCUCUAAUCAUCUUCAAAUGGAAAAUCAAAGCAUUCAAUUUGGUAAUAUAAAGGAAAUCAAACAUUAUUAUUUCAAUGCAUCAUUUUGUUAGA
Messenger RNA from Impatiens glandulifera, 858 nucleotides. Its product is annotated as germin-like protein subfamily 3 member 2. NCBI's taxonomy places the organism in Eukaryota, Viridiplantae, Streptophyta, Magnoliopsida, Ericales, Balsaminaceae. The coding region runs from base 82 to 735 and encodes 217 amino acids. Gene Ontology annotation, molecular function: manganese ion binding. The record is from RefSeq and is a predicted model, not a curated record. Gene Ontology annotation, cellular component: cell wall. The transcript has a single exon.